UUCUUCACCAAUAGGAAUCAUCCGGGGCGUGUCCUUAUGGUGCCGUGGUCCGUGUGGAAAGUUUACCGGCUCGGGUGCAAAGUUUUAGCCGUCUGCAAACGGGAGCUCGUCGGCAAACGUAUCUGGAAUAUGCUGGUGUCGACAACGGUCUAUUUAUACGGUUACUAGAAUCGUUUUUGACGGAUUAAUGUGUGCCUGUUGGUUGUGCUCAGUUAUAGCCGGGUGAUGCUGCCAUCGCUGGAUAACAGUGUGUGAAGACGCUGUUAGCAUCGAUCGUAUUGUCUCAGGGAGCCAGCUAGCUUAACGUUAGUCGUUAGCUUGGAGCCGUGUUAAACCCGAGAGCUAGCUAGCUGAUGUGAGCUUGUUAGAAGACACAGUGAAUCGUUUUUUUUUUUUAUCGACCAAGGACUGCGAGGAAGGAAAAAUGGCUUGCGAGCCUAAUCGUGCCCGGCUGCUGUGCAUGCUCUCCUUGACUUUUGGGUUUUUCAUUGUGGAGGUGGCGGUCAGCCGGAUGACCUCCUCUCUGUCGAUGCUGUCGGACUCUUUCCAUAUGCUGUCGGACGUCAUUGCUCUGAUAGUGGCUCUGGUCGCGGUGCGAUUCGCCGAGAAAACCCAUGCGACCAACAAAAACACCUUCGGGUGGAUCCGGGCGGAGGUGAUGGGGGCUCUGGUCAACGCCGUCUUCCUCACGGCGCUGUGCUUCACCAUCGUCCUGGAAGCUGUGGAGCGCUUCACCGAGCCCCAUGAGAUCAGUAGCCCGUUGGUGGUAGCCGGGGUCGGUGCCGCGGGGCUGCUGGUCAACCUGCUCGGGCUCUGCUUGUUCCGCGGGCACGCUGGAGGAGGCCACGGACACUCCCACGGAGGUCACUCUCAUGGAAAUAAGAACAAGAGGGGUAAAAACAGCCAUAACGCUGGUAAUGGAUCUUCAGGAGAAGAGACCAACAACUUGGUGGGGAAUCACAAUAGCCCGGGAGAAGCUAGACCGAGAAAUGAAAUCAGCUGUAAAGACGGCACAGAGGUGCAGAUGAACGGCACCACCAACUUUGAGGACAUGGACCAUGACAUCGACGCGUCACAGCUCAACAUGCGCGGGGUCUUCCUGCAUGUGUUGGGUGACGCCCUUGGCUCUGUCAUUGUGGUGGUCACUGCUAUUAUAUUUACCUUUGUGUGGCAGCCCUGCAUAGAAGGUGAGAUGUGUAUGAACCCCUGUAUAAACAGCCACUCCACCGACCACCAGCAUGUCAAUCACACGCUGGUCGACCUGCUGGAAGGUUCCACCAUGUCGACCAUGAAGCUUGCCGGCCCCUGCUGGGUUCUCUACCUGGAUCCCACACUCUGCAUCACCAUGGUGUGCAUCCUACUGUAUACUACCUACCCGCUGCUCAAAGAGUCGGCCCUCAUCCUGCUGCAGACCGUGCCCAAGCAGAUCAACAUGCACCGGCUCAACGAGCGGCUGCUCGGUCUGGAGGGCGUCCUGGCCAUCCACGAGUUGCACAUCUGGCAGCUGGCUGGCAGUCGCAUCAUCGCCACGGCACACAUCAAGUGCCACGACCCCACUUCUUACAUGGAGGUGGCCAAACGCAUCAAGGACUUCUUCCACAACGAGGGAAUCCACGCCACCACCAUCCAGCCCGAGUUCGUCACGUUCAACUCGGAGUCUCGAGACUCCCUCUGUGAGCUCUCCUGUCGGACUCAGUGUGCUCCCAAGCUGUGCUGCGGCUCUGCGGACAAACCGAACGAUAAGAAGGCCGGAAGUGACGGCAAGGCUGCUGCCGCUUCAGCCCUGGAGGUGAUCAGUGAGACCCCAGAGCAGGAUGCAGGCAUUCAGGAGCUCCCUCGGUCGGCUGUCGAAAUUACCAUCGCUAGAGAGGUGGAGUCGUCUCUGUGAGAUGGAGGGGGAUAGAGAGAAACAGAGGAGAAGCUGGAAAACCACCAAACCAUCAUGAAAUCAUCAGUGUCAUGGACGCGGUUAUCUUUUUUGACCAGUGGCCACGACGAGAAUUAAUUUUCCUGAGCUUUUAUUCUCUGUCAUUGCCCCCCCCCCCUCCCCCUUGUUAUGGCUGAAGAAUUCUCCUUACAACGCUCUGCUGUGUUCAUGCAUUUGAGCCAUUUCUUUUCAUCUCUCAUCUCUCCGAAUACCCAUUUCCAUCCCCUCCUUCCCCCAGCCUCUCCUCUACCACUCGGCCCCUCUCUUGUUGCCCUGGCAGUAUGGUGGCGAUGCAUGUUGGGGUUCACUGACCUUAACUCCUCCAGGACUGGAGCGAGGCCUGCAUGAGUGUCCCUCAUUAGCACCGUGUUGUGAUGCGUCAUCUCGUCCCAUGGUGUUUCUGUGCCAAAGCUUCUCACUGCAGGACUGAAGGGAUCUGAGAGACUUCGUCUCCUCCAAAAGGACACACACACACACAACACAUGCAAGUCGGAGCACAUAUCACUCUGUUAUGUUGUUUAGCCUGUUGGCAAAGAGUUUACUUCUUUUUUUUUUUUUUUUUUUUAAGUAGGCUUUGAACAGAUCUAUUUUCUUACCCUCUGGCCCCAAAUGGUAGAGUAUUGUAUUGCAUAAUAAUUAAAGUAUUUUAAGUUAUUAGAAUGAUCUCAGUGUUUCCCCCUACCAUUGUCUUGGAAGGGCGCAGCGCCCCUACGACGGAGCCCAGCGCCCCUCCGACGGAGCCCAGCGCCCCUCCGACGGAGCCUAGCGCCCCUCCGACGGAGCCCAGCGCCCCUCCGACGGAGCCCAGCGCCCCUCCGACGGAGCCCAGCGCCCUGCCUGAAAUUCAAGGUGUUUUUUUCUCGAAUAAAAAAUAAUAAAAAAAAUUAUUUUUAUUCACAACUCACUUUUCACACUCAC
Messenger RNA from Cottoperca gobio, 2845 nucleotides. It is a transcript of the gene slc30a1a, whose product is annotated as solute carrier family 30 member 1a. The record is from RefSeq and is a predicted model, not a curated record. Bases 425 to 1888 code for a protein of 487 amino acids. Gene Ontology annotation, molecular function: calcium channel inhibitor activity; zinc ion transmembrane transporter activity. NCBI's taxonomy places the organism in Eukaryota, Metazoa, Chordata, Actinopteri, Perciformes, Bovichtidae. Gene Ontology annotation, biological process: zinc ion transmembrane transport; detoxification of zinc ion; intracellular zinc ion homeostasis. The transcript is spliced from 2 exons. Gene Ontology annotation, cellular component: endoplasmic reticulum; membrane; Golgi apparatus.